AUGAAUAAACUUCUUGGUUUAACUAGAAACUUCUCUAGCUCUACAUCCCUAAAUGCUGUUAAGACCGUUACAAUUAUUGGUGGUGGCCUUAUGGGCUCUGGCAUUGCCCAGGUUGCAGCUCAAGCUGGACAGAAUGUAACAUUAGUAGAUUUGAAACCGGAAUUAUUGGAUAAAGCACAGCAAUCUAUUCAAAAGAACUUGAUAAGAGUUGGGAAAAAAAUGUAUAAAGAUGACACUUUAAAAGCAGAAAACUUUGUAAAAGACUCCUUAAACAGAAUUAAAGUGUCAACUAAUAUUGAGGAUGGUGUGAAUGUGGAUUUAAUCAUAGAAGCUAUUGUAGAAAAAUUGCAUAUUAAACAGGAUUUGUUUAAUAAGCUUGAUCAGCUUGCACCAGAGCACACAAUUUUGGCCACCAACACCUCUUCAAUAUCAAUAAAUGAAAUUGGAGCAGGUAUUAAGAGAAAGGACAGAUAUGGUGGACUGCAUUUCUUUAAUCCAGUGCCCGUAAUGCGACUUUUGGAGGUGAUCAAAGGUGAUCAUAUUUCGGAUUCCACUUACCAAACAAUGAUGGAAUGGGGCAAAUCUAUCGGCAAGACAUGUAUCACUUGCAAGGAUACACCCGGCUUUGUGGUCAACCGACUAUUGGGGCCUUAUAGUGCUGAAGCUAUACGGAUGUACGAAAGAGGAGACGCCUCUAAAGAGGACAUCGAUAUCGGCAUGAAGCUGGGGGCCGGCUACCCGAUGGGGCCUUUCGAACUGGCCGACUAUACCGGCCUGGACACGAACAAGUUCGUCUUGGAAGUAAUGUACGAAAAGACCAAAGACCCGGUCUUCAGGCCAAUACCGCUCAUAGACAAGAUGGUCGCGGAGGGAAAACUGGGCAUUAAGACUGGCGAAGGGUUCUACAAGUAUAAGAAG
This is a messenger RNA of Iphiclides podalirius (scarce swallowtail), 918 nucleotides long. NCBI's taxonomy places the organism in Eukaryota, Metazoa, Arthropoda, Insecta, Lepidoptera, Papilionidae. The record is from the annotation of a GenBank genome assembly.